Messenger RNA from Lepisosteus oculatus (spotted gar), 4337 nucleotides. It is a transcript of the gene hacd4, whose product is annotated as 3-hydroxyacyl-CoA dehydratase 4. The record is from RefSeq and is a predicted model, not a curated record. Gene Ontology annotation, molecular function: 3-hydroxyacyl-CoA dehydratase activity. Lineage: Eukaryota; Metazoa; Chordata; Actinopteri; Semionotiformes; Lepisosteidae. Gene Ontology annotation, cellular component: endoplasmic reticulum membrane. Gene Ontology annotation, biological process: very long-chain fatty acid biosynthetic process; sphingolipid biosynthetic process; fatty acid elongation.
UUUGCCUUUCUCAAACAGAGGUUUUAAGGAAACUGCUUGAAAGGGAUAGAACAUCAGACGAGUAGACUGAAAUGAGGGACACCAUUAGGCUUGUGUAUCUUUUUAUAUAUAAUCUGCUGCAGUUCUGUGGGCAUACAUGGAUUUUUUCAAACAUGACAGCGAGAGUUUUUUCAUUUGGGAAAGAUGCCUUGGCAGAUACGUUCUAUUCCAUUGGAGUUGUUAUGAGCUUGUGCCAGUUGUUGUCAGUGCUGGAGCUAUUCCAUAUUUUAGAUGGUAUUGAAAACAGUAAACUACUGCCUAGGUUCUUACAGGUACUGGAAAGAAACUUCAUUUUGUUUGUAGUAAUUGUAAGCCAGGAGGAGAUGCAAAGCAGAUAUAUCGUUUGUAUGCUUUUUUAUCUGUGGAAUAUUCUAGGCCUGUUACAGUAUCCAUAUGGACUUCUGUCUCUUAUAAGCACUCCAUCAUACAAUUUUACUUGGGCUCAUUUUACCCUAUGGAUUCCAGUAUACCCUCUAGCAGUCCUUGCUGAAGUGAUCACUGUUUAUCAAUCCUUACCAUUCUUUGAAACCCUGGGAACAUUUUCAUUUAAUGUGACACUACCAGCACCAAUAUACAUCCAUUUUCCUUAUGUGCUACAGAUCUACAUGCCAGUACUUGCUGUUGGGGCCUGCAUAAACAUCAGUCAGCUACUGGUGGAAAGAAACCAGCAACUGGAAGGCAACAAUAAAAAGCUGAAAAGGAAAUGAAAAAUUCACCCCAACAGCUGAAUUACUUUAACCUCUGUGAGCUGUGUUGGCUAAAUUUCAUUUUGAAGGAAUUGAAAAAGAAAGAAGAGUAUAACUAAAUAUAUAUUCCUGUUUUACAACCCUUCCCUUUGAACUGAAGUUGAAAAAAUAUUUGUAAUGUUACUAUAUGAAAACUUGAAAUGUAUGAUUUGCAAACACACCAUAAGGUUACAAAGUAGAGGAGGACCACCUAGCUCCUCAGAUUUGGGUAGAUAAGUGAUCCAAGAAGCACAUCAAUCAGCCACUUCUUGGAAGAAGUCAGCUUUGACAUGGCUGGAGAGUUGUUUUACAUACAUUAACAGUUUUUUGUAAGAAAUGCCUUCUGGUUUCAUCUGUAAAUGCACACUUGUAUCCUGUGGUUUGUGUUUCACCAGAAAACAAUUGAUCACCUUUGACGGGACCCUUGACAUCCCUUCAUAGUCUUUUCUGUUCAAGACUUAAUUUAGUUCUUACAGCUUGUCACCAUAGGACAUUUCUUUAUGUCAGUGAAGUUUUGCGGUUGUUUUUAGUUGCACUAAUUUCAGAAAAUCUUAAUCUUCCCACCUUAAAUCCAUAGUUUGUUUUGACUAUUUGCAUGUAAUUCUUGUGUACAGUAAAUGUAAUCUGUCAGGUGUUCAAUUCUGUCCAGGUCCUGUUGGAUUUUGUUUGCAAGCUUCUACAAUAUUUGCUCAUUCUCAUAUUUUAAUAGCUGCAAAAAUUGAUUAGGUUACUAACUAUAUAAUCAAGAUUGUUUUGAAGAGCACUGGUCUUGAUCCAGAAAAUGUUGCACUCCAUUUAUUACACCCCAUUUUGAGUAUUUACUUCUUAUCUAUACUGUUUCCUUUCUAUUACUAAGUUCUCUAUAGAUUCAUCUGGGAUGCCUACUGAUUGCUACUUAGAAAUUGAUCUAUUACAAUGAAAAUUUAUAGAGAAAAAAUUAUGAAAAUCUUAAUAUGCCGUAUCACAUGCUCCGUUCGAAUGUAAUCCUGUUGUCGGCUUGUUCAAAGAACAGCGUUUAAUUAAGAAAAGACCUGUCUUUUCUAAAUUCAUUUUGACUAUGCCCUAAAGUCCUGCUGCUACACAGAGGAUCUUUUAACGUAGUUCAAAGUAUUGCUUCCGUAACCUUUCAUGUUAUAAUUAGUGUGUAAUUAAAGGGCUUGGUUUUGUGUCUCUUUUAUAGAUGGUUGCUACUUUAGCAAUUUUACAGUAGGUGUUAAACCUGUCUUUAGAGUUGUAAUAGCCUAUGAAUAACAUCCUUUUGCUAAAUACACAACUGGUAGAUCACCAUCAAACUCUGGAGAUUUUAAGUGUUUCUAAUACCUGGCUCUUCUAUGCUAAUACUGUUAAUGUAGAACUUUGUUUUUGCUUAGUCAGAUUUUCAAGUUUAUUUACUUAAUAUACUGUAUAUACACACUAAAUAUACAUACAUAGUUUCUAUUUUACAGACCUUCUCUUUGAACUGAAGAUUAUAAAAUAUUUUUAAUGCAACUAUGUGAAAACUUUUCAGUGAAAUUCUCAGUGAAAUAUUCAUUUCAUAUACUAGCCAUUUCCCUUUAAGAAUGCAUUAUAAGUCAUAUACUGUAGAUGCAAGUCUGUCAAUAACUGUAAUGGCUAUUACAUUCUCCAGGUCAUUAGCAUUUUUGUGUCUCAGUUUGCAAGUCUUCCCUUUGGAGAACACACUUGAGAAAUGCUGCAUAGGACAACUGCACAGGACUCUGCUAAGUCUCCAGCUUGCGCACAGACCCCACAAUAAACAUAGUGUCUACACGGUAUUAUUAACUUCUAUAUGCUGCAACAUAUUAUUAUAAUUGUUGUGUUAAAAUACACAAAUUUGGUUUAAAAAAUGUUGAUGACUGAAUUAUGACUGAAAAACUGUGAGAAGUGUGUGAGAAGUGGUAAGGGGAUGGGCAUGGAAAUGGCCUUUCAGUUGUCAGUAUUUAUUUUAUGAACAUGUAUAUGCAUAUAUGGCAUGAUAAGAGUGCUAUCCUUUGUGCUUAACUGCCUAACUGUAAGCCUGGUCAGGCCAUAUUUCUAAUAUCCACAUUGUUGUUUUAUUAACCAAUUAUUAUUGUAAUUUGGUCACUUCAUUUAACUAUAUUAAAAACAUAGUUCCUGCUGUCUUGAAGAUACAUGUACCUUUAAGGCUGUUCUUUGUCCAGACCCUUUAAAAUGGGUUUUCUCUCUGUUCAUGAGUGCCUUCUGGUUUGGUUGAAUUCACUGCACUAUAAGACACUGCUGAAGUGUUUCACUGUAUUAAUACAAAAUGUCAUUGGUUGUUUAUUGUAUUUGUCAGAGUACAUAUAACUCAGGUUGAGAUUUCUAUACAGGGACUUUGAUAUUUCCAGACAUGCCAAUUAUAAAAAAAAACUAAAUUCAUUUUUCUAUGCUCCUUAGGAUAAAUGCUUUUUUUUUUAAUGUUCACUUUCAGCCUCAGGGCAGUGGUGUCAUUUGAGGAAAUAAAGCUUCAGGGAUGACCUAUAAAAUGCAUGUUUACAAAAUGGGAUGCUGAAAUGAUGAUUACAGAUUUUGUUCUACUUCUUGAAGAAAAUGAACUGAUCAUUGCAGGCCUUUCUGGAAAAGCUGGACGGCUUUGAAGUACAAUGGUAAUCAUUUACAGUAGAAACAUCCUAUCACUUGGUUUCAGGACUGUCAAACUGUUACUUUUAUGAUAUUUCAAGUAGUGUCAUUGUCUGAUUCAUUGUUCAUUGUGUUUUCCCAUCUGUAUAAACAUUUGUAUAAACGUUCACUUUCACUAGUAACAUGAAUGCACUAUUUUCAGUUCUUAAUUUCAGUUGUAUUAAAUAUGUACAUUUUGUGUGUUGCCCACUCCAACUAACUCAAAUCAAAGUAUCAGUAGUAAUACAUGACUGUGCCACAUUUUUUGCUGUAACUUAAAAUUGAACACAAAUAAUCUUGCUUUUACACUCAUAUUAUCUUUAAUGAAGAACAUAAGAUAUUCUUACGAGAAAAAAAGUUGGCCAAUGCAUAUACACAGUAAUUACCACUGCAAUAAAAAAAAUUGCACUGUAAUACAUUUUUCGCUAAGAGCAGAAAUAUUGCUUGUUUUUAUGUAAAAAUGUCACAUUCAUUAAGUAUAUAUAUGACUUAUUAUAUGAUUUCUUUAGGACUGAGUCAAUUGUACUGCUUAUUAUUAUUUUUCUAGGUACUGUAUAUCUCAAGAAAAUAGAGAUAUACUUCCCUAAUGUAUUUUUAAAUAUUUUAUAAUUGUGAAAUCUGCCGUGGUCUGAAAUCCAGUUAAUUCAGAACAGCCCUUAGUUAAAUAUAAGGAUAUAUACUUUUUGAAAUAUAUGGUACUAUUUAUAGGACAUUAAAACCUAUCGUAAUACAAGCAAUACAAGAAAUAUUUCUCUAGGGAAUGAAAGGUGCAAAAAAAACUUUUUGGUAACUGCAAGUGCCCAAUAUGAAGGAUAUUUACAUUUUUUAGCAAAUUCUUGCAGUACAGCAUGGCUUAAUUCAAUAACAGGCACGAAACACAAAACAUCUGGUAAAAAGUAAACCAUGUUUACCUUUGGUGAGUAUAUAAUAAAAAUAAAAGUAAAGAAUGAAAGCAUA